This is a messenger RNA of Penicillium brasilianum, 2468 nucleotides long. The record is from the annotation of a GenBank genome assembly. NCBI's taxonomy places the organism in Eukaryota, Fungi, Ascomycota, Eurotiomycetes, Eurotiales, Aspergillaceae.
CGUCGCAUGGACUUUCUCGCGAUAAGCCCCCGCACUAGACUUCGUACCGCGUGGACAUAUGCACAAAGAACUUUUUGAACGACCAAUUUCUUAGUCUGGCCAAUGGUCACUAGCUUGAGCACAUUCUAAUUUGCAAAUCCGGGGGGGUUUCGGUGUGUCCGAUGAGCUAGGUAGCUCACUACCCUUGCAGAUGGCUUGACUCAUGGUUAUGGUACUGGCUUUGCGCGCUGGAAGUAGUCCCGAAGUGUUUCGCACCGACAAGACACGAGAUUGCCGUGCUGGCCAGCGCAUGCCGCCCCGUCAGUUUGCUUUACGGGCUGUGCAGUUACUUAUUUACGACGACGCGUGCCUACUCUUUCUCUUGUUCCAGUCGUUUCUUCCCUCACUUACCUUUUCGUCGCCUGCUUUUGCCUUUCCUUCCCUUGUAUCUCUCCAACCCUCAACCCCCCCAUCUUCAAACACUUUUCCACAGCCUAUCCUCAGAGAAAGACAACUUUCACAUCCAAUCUGGACACUCCUCUUGCCGUCAUGGCUUCACGGGCUGACCGCGAUGUGGUUGGAGGAAUGACCGAAAACCUUACUGGGGAAAUUAAGAAUCCCCUCGAGGGACUGUCCCACGAUGAGCUCAUGGCCAAUGUCGAGAGCUACGCCACCGAUCAUGACUUGACCGACAUCCUUCCUCUGUUGAAGAAGGGCGCUCUUGCUGGACAGAGGCCAGCAGAGGCGGGCUCUAUCCCCGAGCUUGACGAACAGGAUCGCCACGUCCUUCGUGAGGAGAUCACUCGCCGCUGGCAUCAUCCUUGGGCCUUGUAUUACACGAUCAUCCUGAACUCGAUUGCUGCUGCGAUUCAGGGCUGGGAUCAGACAGGCUCGAAUGGUGCCAACUUGACCUUUGAGAAGCAGUUCGGUAUUCCUAACAAUUCUCCCGAGUGUCCCGACAAGGCUACCUGCGAUCGUAACCAGUGGAUCGUGGGAUUUGUGAAUGCUACGCCUUACAUCACCAUCUGUCUCUUCGCUGGCUGGCUGUCGGACCCGAUCAACCACUUGAUUGGCCGCAAAGGUACUAUCUUCAUUGCGGCCAUCUUCAGUCUUCUCGCACCCAUUGGAUCUGCUUUGACCCAAACCUGGGGCCAGCUCGUCGCUUGCCGUGUUUUACUAGGCAUCGGAAUGGGCCUCAAAGAGGUCACUGUUCCUGUCUUUUCCGCGGAAAAUGCGCCUACGAACAUCCGUGGCGGCUUGGUCAUGAGCUGGCAAGUCUGGACGGCUUUUGGAAUCUUCCUCGGGACUUGUGCCAACCUGAUCGUGGCCAAUGUCGGUGAUAUUGCUUGGCGUCUGCAGCUUGGGUCGGCCUUUAUCCCAGCUGUUCCGUUGCUUCUUGGAGUUUACUUCUGUCCCGAGUCUCCACGCUGGCUGAUCACCAAGGGCAAGCACCGUAAGGCGUAUGAGUCUCUUCUUCGCUUGCGUAAUAGCCCCCUACAGGCUGCUCGUGAUCUUUACAUGAUCCAUGCUACACUGGUUGAGGAGAAGAGUUUGCUCGAGGCCGCUGGGUUCGCAAAGACGAACAACAUGUUUGUUCGUUUCUUUGAGCUUUUUACUGUGCCUCGUCUCCGCCGUGCGACUCAGGCUUCUGGUAUUGUAAUGAUUGCCCAGCAGAUGUGUGGAAUCAACAUUAUCGCAUUCUACUCGUCGACAAUCUUCUCUUUGGCCGGCGCAGACAAUAUUCAUGCACUUUUGGCAUCAUUUGGAUUUGGGCUCAUCAAUUUCGUCUUUGCUUGGCCCGCUGUGUGGACCAUCGAUACCUAUGGACGACGGACCCUCCUCCUCUUCACUUUCCCAAAUAUGUGUUGGACACUCCUCUGCGCAGGCUUCUGCUUCUGGGUUCCCGGAAAGACUGGCCAUCUGGGCUCGAUUGCCUUCUUUAUCUAUCUUUUUGAUGCCUUCUAUUCGCCUGGUGAAGGACCCGUUCCUUUCACCUAUUCAGCCGAGGUCUUCCCACUCUCGCACCGUGAGGUCGGCAUGGCGUGGGCCGUUGCUACCAAUAACUUCUGGGCAUCGAUUUUGUCCUUGACAUUCCCAUACAUGCUACGAGCUUUCACUGCUCAGGGUGCCUUUGGGUUCUAUGCUGGCUUGAACCUCGUAGCUUUUGUUUUGAUCUUCCUGUUCCUCCCGGAGACAAAGCAGCGAUCCCUGGAAGAGCUCGAUUAUGUGUUUGGCGUCCCUACUCGCACCCACGCCAGAUACCAACUCACUCAAGUUCUGCCAUGGUGGAUCAGACGAUACAUCUUUGGUCGAAAGGGUGCUACUUGUCCCGAGCUGUACAGGAUCAGCGAGGCUACCGAACCACAGUCGGACGAAGGACAGGAUGUUGGCGAGGUCCUGAGUGUCACUGGGGCCAAAGAAAAGAACGAUGACGCUGCUUGAGACGCAAGAAUGAGAUGCAGUGCGGUCGGGCCUUUUCGAGUUCUUCC